GCCUGGUCUCCAUAUUUCGCCCGAUAAGAUAGAAGCUGCCGCCUGCCCUGUCAAUCACUGCCUAUCACACUGCCUAUCACCACCACCUAACAGACCUACUACCAUGUAGGCACCCACUAUCUAGGUACCUACCUAGGUAGCUACAUGUACCUAGGGCAGAGUAGGGGCCGCCAGAGGGCCGCCUCCUGGUACCUAUUGCUCCUGCUCCUGCUCCUGCAGCUUGCUUGCAGCCGAGCUGCAGCUGUCAUGCAUCCCCGUGUGCAUCCGUGACCAGACCAUCAAUCCGACGGGAGUUUCUUGCUAGCCUUACAACUCACCUUCAGCUCCCCAGGAUGUGUCUUCCUUCUUUCUUUCCUUCUCAUCUCAUCUCUUCCAUCUCGUCGUUAUCCUGAGUCACCAGUGCCCAUGUCUCCCAUCCUCGACCUGCCUUCGAGAUGACGGAUCCAGCCGGCAAUCGGCCGUCGACCGCGGACCACCUCCAGGACACUGAACACCCACGCACGCCUCCUCCCUUUGCACCAAUCUUCACACUCGUCAAUAAUGCAUCUACGAGGACCACCCAUCACCCUCAUGUACGAUACAUAUUCAGCGACGACGAUCCUGAGGUCCUAACCCAAGCGCUUGCCGAGUGCGAACACUCCUAUGCCGACGAUUCGGGCUCUGGCCCUGUACCCACCAACCGAGCCAUGAUCCUUGACCUGGCUACCAAUGAUGACGGAGUUUAUAAUGUUUCUUGGGCUUCUAGCAUAUCCCCUUCGUGGGCUGUUCUGAAUGCUCAGCUCAGUCAAAUCUCGCCUCCUUCGUCGGAUGCAGGACAAGGCAGCGGCAACGGAACCGGGGACACCGGUCCUGAUAAUAUCAGCCGCCCCGACAGGCUCAUGCUACGGAUUGAAGGAAUCGAAAUGAGUGCUCCCAGCUCACCAUCGGAGUUGAGAAUAUCUGGUGAGACGAGUCGGCAGCGUCCCGGCAGUGCGGGUGGUAGUGGUAGUGGGCACCGAGACCGAGAGCGAUCCGGAGACGGAGACGAUUACUCCAGUAUGCUGGAGGAUUUCGAGAAACGCAUGUCGACGCUUCGAAAUGUUGUCAAUGCCAGCGAGGACAGACGGAAGAAGAUGGACACUCCAGCGGAGCAUAAGAGAGACACAACAAGUACCAAUGAUCCUGCCCCUUCAGCCUGAAAGCUAUUUCCGGAACCAUAGUCAAGAACAACCGACCUACAUAAAUAACCACCAUCAUACCAUCCAAGGGAGUUAGUUGCCAAAGCACACCGAGCAACUUUUAUCAACCAAGCUGCCAAAACACACAAGUUCUUGUGGCAUCCUAGGCACGAUUGAUCAGUCGUUUUGAAUACACGACACAGUAUAGCGAAAGGAUAAUUAUCAUAAAGGCGCAAAAUGCCCUAUGAUCCUCUCUUCGAGGACACCAGGUCUCAUUCCAUCUGUACGGAGAUAAGGGGGUAUGGCGUUAUCGGCGUUUUUGGUGGAAUACCAUCAUUAGGUCAUAGGAUAAUGCCCGUGUAUUCAUUCAUCUCUUUUUGAUUUUCUCUCUAGGCUCUUGUGGACGGAACAGCACGUUUAGCCUAAUGAAAGGCUAUGUCUUAUAAAUCUAGAUUCCUGAAGAAUGCUUUUCUGACUUUCCCAUGUGGGCCGAGAUGAAUUCAUCUGCUUGAAUGACUACUGCAGUGCCUGCCCAAUUCACACGCAAGGUUCAUGAAAUUCGUGCUUUAAGUCGACACACGUAGGAAGUAAAACCUCCAUUCCUUGUAGUUUAUCCCUAAGACGGACCGGACCGGUUCCUAUUGAAUUA
Molecule: messenger RNA, 1806 nt
Organism: Xylaria bambusicola
Lineage: Eukaryota; Fungi; Ascomycota; Sordariomycetes; Xylariales; Xylariaceae
Exons: 1
Coding region: 435-1178 (247 amino acids)
Source: RefSeq, a predicted model, not a curated record